Brassica rapa (field mustard) is the source of this 1479-nucleotide messenger RNA. Its product is annotated as dnaJ protein ERDJ3B. Lineage: Eukaryota; Viridiplantae; Streptophyta; Magnoliopsida; Brassicales; Brassicaceae. Gene Ontology annotation, biological process: protein folding. The record is from RefSeq and is a predicted model, not a curated record.
GGUUCGAAUUCUAAAUUGGUUUUGGAAUCGUUCCUUCCGCGAAAGAGAAGAGAAAGUGAGAGAGAUUCGAGUUUCCGAUCGAAAGGAGAUCUUCCUUCACUCUGCAUUGAAUCUCAGCUUUGGAGUAAAGCCUUGAGAGAGAUCCGAGUCUCUCCGAACUUCCGUUUCCAUGGCGAUUCGGCGCUCGAAUCUAUGCAUCGUAUUGUUCGCGCUCUCUUACGCCAUCUGCGUCUUCGCCGGGAAAAGCUAUUACGAUGUGUUGCAAGUGCCGAAAGGUGCGUCUGACGAACAGAUUAAGAGAGCUUACAGGAAACUCGCCUUGAAGUAUCAUCCCGAUAAGAAUCAAGGAAACGAGGAAGCCACUCGCAAAUUCGCCGAGAUUAACAACGCUUAUGAAGUGCUCUCGGAUGAGGAGAAGAGGGAGGUGUAUAACAGAUAUGGUGAAGAAGGGCUGAAACAGCAUGCUGCUAAUGGUGGACGUGGAGGUGGAGGAGGCAUGAAUAUGCAGGACAUCUUUAGCCAGUUUUUUGGUGGUGGUGGUUCGAUGGAGGAAGAAGAGAAGGUUGUCAAGGGUGAUGACGUGAUUGUGGAACUUGAGGCCACUCUAGAAGAUUUAUAUAUGGGAGGGUCUAUGAAGGUAUGGAGGGAAAAGAAUGUAAUAAAACCAGCUCCUGGAAAGAGAAAUUGCAACUGCAGGGAUGAGGUUUAUCACAGGCAAAUUGGUCCUGGAAUGUUCCAACAGAUGACAGAGCAGGUCUGUGAUAAAUGCCCAAAUGUUAAGUUCGAACGCGAAGGAUACUUUGUCACAGUUGAUAUCGAGAAAGGAAUGAAAGACGGAGAAGAAGUGUCUUUCUACGAAGAUGGUGAACCCAUUCUCGACGGUGACCCUGGUGACCUUAAGUUCCGAAUCAAAACAGCACCACAUGCCCGGUUCAGGAGAGAUGGCAACGAUCUACACAUGAACGUCAACAUUACACUGGUUGAGGCGCUAGUUGGUUUUGAGAAAUCAUUCAAACACUUGGAUGAGCACGAAGUUGACAUCAGUUCCAAGGGAAUUACAAAGCCCAAGGAAGUGAAGAAGUUUAAAGGAGAAGGGAUGCCACUACACUAUAGCACAAAGAAAGGCAGCCUAUUUGUCACAUUUGAGGUCUUGUUUCCUUCUUCUCUCACCGAGGAUCAGAAGAAGAAGAUUAAAGAAGUCUUGGCUUAGUACACUUCUCUUUAGAAGUUUGGGGUUUAAAAGAGAACUUGUGGUGGUCCUUGAUGUAACAUGGCUAGGUUUUAAUAUAGUAAAAAAGAAAGGAAGACAAAGAAGAAGGUGAGAAAAGCCAAUAGGAGGUUUUGAUGAAAUUUGUCUUUUGCUUUUGUUGAUCAAAUGAGUGCAUAAUUAUGCAUUUUUACUCGUGUGAAUUCUAUUUCCAGUAGCCUUCUUUUGUGGGUUAGUUAUCACUGAGUCAAUCAAAAAUAUUAUUAUGAUUA